Molecule: messenger RNA, 709 nt
Organism: Aspergillus costaricaensis CBS 115574
Lineage: Eukaryota; Fungi; Ascomycota; Eurotiomycetes; Eurotiales; Aspergillaceae
Exons: 1
Source: RefSeq, a predicted model, not a curated record
GUCUACAGGGCCCAUCCAUCCCUGGUGCAUCUGUGGCUGUGCAGGUACUUUCCAUUGUUUGCCUGGGGUUCCGUAAGGGGCGGUAUCAAUGGUACCUUGUACCGGAGGGUCGUAUUCGGUACCACCCCGUCUGACGGUCACAACUGGGUUUUUCAGAACCAAAGUUCACGCUCCUCUUUCUUUUCUCCCAUCUUCUUUUCCCGAUCGAUCGCCUCCAAAGUCCGUUGUUCAACCGUUCGUUCAUUUUCCCUUCAUUUCGCUCGUCUCCAGUCCUUUCAACCCCGCCUCUCUUUCUCUUCCCUCUUUUCAUUGCUUUAUUUACCUGGUCUGCCUCGAUCGCCUUGUGAUCAAUUACUGUCAGAGAUAACUCUUAUCACAAGACAGAGACACUGAAAAGUGACUGUGUGUGAGUGACUUGUGUGGUUGGAUUCCGGGCGUCAGCACCGUCUCCUACUACUAUUGUUGCUGCUGCUGCUGCUGCUACUACUACUUCCUUAGUACCUUCUGUUAAGCGUCGGUCUUAAAGUAGUGCCCGGGUCACGGCUUUAUCAAUGUCCCCUGCAGGUGUGACUUGGUAAUAUUGGGUACCCGCCAACUGCCAGCCCUCGUGUGCAUGAGUGACUGAGCGAGUCUGUUUGUCUGCUGCGUCUUGCACUCUCUCAGCACCGCUACUCCAACACUACCACUGCCAGCGUCAUCUUAUUCACUC